Messenger RNA from Cooperia oncophora, 459 nucleotides. The record is from the annotation of a GenBank genome assembly. NCBI's taxonomy places the organism in Eukaryota, Metazoa, Nematoda, Chromadorea, Rhabditida, Trichostrongylidae.
AUGAAGUCGAUUGGCGGAUUCCAGUCGCAAGGUUAUGGACAGCCGAAAGCUGACGAUAUCGUUAAACCAGCACUGAAUAUUGAGGGUUCAAAAGUCACCAAUGGCAGAUCAUUCGUGCAGUUUACAAUUCCUCAUAGCAUCUUUGACUUGUAUACGGACGAUGGUGGUUGCGUUACACUUCAAGUAGCUGUGUUAGCCGGUCAGUGGUCAGGACAAUUCGCUGUGAAGAAGCACAAUAAAACUCCGGAGGCAGUUCUAGUCUGUGGAAUUGAGCACUGUCCAAAUCAUGAACCUGUCAGAGACGAAGUGGCUGAGAAGAAGACCGAAGAAACCGAACAAGAAAAAUCAUCUGGAGCUGACGUACUACCCGAAGAAGAAGGACUUGAGAAAAAGGAAACUUUGCACGAGAUUGAUGAGUCAAAUGGUGAGUUGUACUUGCUACACCCAAGCUAUGUGUGA